ACCGAAUCGGGAAAAACCACGGAAAAACCCUAGUCAGUUGCAGAGACUGGUCUUACAUCUACGUUCUCUGUGUAAGAUCGGACUUGCAGUGCGCUUGCGUAGAACCGCUAAUUUUCUCGACAGGUUUGGGAAUCAGAAGAUUACGAAAUGCGCCUCUGGUUGAUGUAGAUGAGGAAGUUCCAUCGGCGCACGAGGAUUUGCAUCCUCAUCCUGCUCGUCGUCUGUUUUUGCGUUCCUGUCUUCUUCCUACCUCACAGGAUACAACAUUUUCAUGUUCAUGAGUCGAGCCAAUUUAUUGAAGAUUUAUCGAUUGUGAAGCAUAGAACCGAUGCUUAUGCCUCCCGUGCAAUAGAGGAGGAAGAAGGCCAGAAUGUCAAAGAGCCACACCAUGCUGUUUACAAAGAUGACAAGUUUCGUACUAGUCCUGUAAUUGGGAAUAAUAGGUCUGGUCAGUCUGAAAGGUCAAAUAAUGCUGCCUUGGGAGAAAAUGAUUUUUCAGGAAACUUGCAAGAUGUUAAACAACAGAAUCAAUCGAGUCAGAAUGAGAAAGCAGUACAAAAACCAAAGGGAAAUAAGCCAUUGGAUGUGAAGUUGAAGGAGAUAAAAGACCAGCUUAUUAGAGCAAAGUUAUACCUGAGUUUUUCUCCCCAAGGGCUUUGCAGAAGAUGAAAGUCAUGGAAGUGACCUUAUCAAAAGCUAGCCGCAUCUACCCGGAAUGCACACCUAUGGUGAAAAAAGUUCGUGCUAUGACAUAUAAUACUGAACAGCAACUCAAAGCGCACAAGAAUCAUGUUGGCUUUCUUCUAAAGAUAGCUGAAAGAGCUACACCUAAGGGCCUACAUUGCCUUUCCAUGCGAUUGACUGCUGAAUAUUUCUCACUGUCACUUAAAGAGAGGGAAUUCCCUAACCAACAUAAGUUGCAUCAUCCAGAUCGAUAUCACUUUGCUGUAUUCUCUGACAACAUUUUGGCAUGUUCUGCUGUUGUCAAUUCAACCGUUUCCUCUGCCAUGAAUUCCGAGAGAAUUGUCUUUCACAUAGUCACUGAUUCUAUUACCCUCCCUGCAAUGUCGAUGUGGUUUUUGUCGAACCCUCCAGGCAAUGCAACAAUUCAUAUCCAGAGCAUUGAAAAUAUUAAAUGGUUAUACACCCAAUACCAUUCAAUUGUGCAGAAGCAAGGUUCACUUGAUCCAAAGUAUAUGUCUGCAUUGAACCACUUGCGGUUUUAUUUGCCAGAUAUUUUUCCUACGCUAGACAAGAUUGUGUUUCUUGACCAUGACGUAGUUGUGCAAAAGGAUCUCUCGGCUCUUUGGAAAAUUAACAUGAGGGGUAAAGUGAAUGGAGCUGUACAGACCUGUGAACAAGGAGAUCCUUCAUUUCGCCGGAUGGAUGUGUUUAUAAACUUCACUGACCCUAAUAUGGCAAAUAGAUUUGACAAGGAAACCUGCACAUGGGCAUUUGGGAUGAAUUUGUUUGAUCUGCAAGAAUGGAGGAGGCAAAAUUUAACCGGAGUCUAUCACAAGUAUUUGCAGCUGGGGAACAAGAAUCCAAUACUGACAGCCGGCAGUUUGCCCAUAGGCUGGAUAACCUUUUACAACCAGACAAUGGCUCUGGACAGAAGAUGGCACCUCCUCGGGUUGGGCUACGACUCGGGCAGGGAGCAACGUGAGAUUGAGCGGGCAGCGGUUAUCCAUUUCAAUGGGGCAAUGAAACCGUGGUUGGAAAUGGGGAUCGAGAAAUACAGAUCUGCUUGGAGGAAGUAUGUUAACUAUGAACUCCCAUACCUUCAACAGUGCAAUAUACACAUCUAAUACAUAGCUCUACCAAACACUUACAUGAAAGUCAGGGCACCCUAAUUUUUUUCAUUUUUCUAAUUGAGAAACGUUAAUGCUCAUCAGCCGGCCAAUGUUAUUUUCUUUUUCCUCAGCUAUACCAUCCAUUGAGUUUGUUUUGUAAAAAAGAAAUAAAGAAAAAAAGUGCUCUAGG
Cuscuta campestris is the source of this 1983-nucleotide messenger RNA. The record is from the annotation of a GenBank genome assembly. NCBI's taxonomy places the organism in Eukaryota, Viridiplantae, Streptophyta, Magnoliopsida, Solanales, Convolvulaceae.